AGGAAGCUCGGAUGGGCAGUGGCUGGUGCUUUAGUGACUGGAAAUAGAUUGUUUAUGAGUGGUUCGAGUUUAUUCAUGGAAGAAAACAGAGGUUGAGGUCAUCCCAUUUAAUUUAUAAAAGAAACUAUACAUUCUCUAAGGAGCAAUGACUGCUAUCAAGCAUGCCUUGCAGAGGGACAUUUUUACCCCAAAUGAUGAGCGGCUUCUGAGCAUAGUUAAUGUUUGUAAAGCAGGCAAGAAGAAGAAAAACUGCUUCCUGUGUGCCACGGUGACCACUGAGCGGCCAGUGCAGGUGAAGGUGGUGAAAGUUAAGAAGUCAGACAAAGGGGAUUUCUACAAGAGACAGACGGCAUGGGAACUCAGAGAGUUGGCUGUAGUAGAUGCUAAAGAUGCUAACAAGGAAAACCCGGAGUUUGACCUGCAUUUUGAGAAAGUAUAUAAGUGGGUUGCUAGCAGUACUGCUGAGAAGAAUUCUUUUAUCUCCUGCAUAUGGAAGCUCAACCAGAGGUACCUGAGGAAGAAAAUUGAUUUUGUCAAUGUCAGCUCCCAGCUGUUGGAAGAGCUUCCUAAAGCUGAAGAAUCCGUCCCAAGCGGAGAGAAUCAGAGUGUGGCAGGAGGGGAUGAAGAGACCCUGGACGAUUACCAGGAACUCAAUACAAGGGAAGAACAAGACAUUGAGAUAAUGAUGGAGGGCUGUGAAUAUGCCAUCUCUAAUGCAGAAGCCUUUGCAGAAAAAUUGUCUCGUGAACUGCAGGUGCUAGAUGGGGCCAACAUUCAGUCCAUCAUGGCAUCCGAGAAGCAAGUGAACACCCUGAUGCAGCUGCUUGAUGAGGCUCUGAAUGAAGUGGAUACGAUUGAGGGGAAGCUGAGCAGUUAUGAGGAGAUGCUGCAGAGUGUGAAGGAGCAGAUGGACCAGAUCUCCCAGAGCAAUCACCUAAUACAGCUAAGCAAUACCAAUAACGUCAGGCUCCUGGAAGAGAUUGAAUUCCUUGUGAACCAUAUGGACUUGUCAAAAGGUCAUAUAAAGGCGCUGCAGGACGGAGAUCUUUCUUCAUCAAAGGGCAUUGAAGCUUGUACUGAUGCUGCGGAAGCACUUUUGCAGUGCAUGAAUGUAGCACUCAGACCAGGACAUGACAAGCUUCAUGCCGUGAAACAGCAGCAACACCUGUUCAAUGAUUUGCGUGAACAGUUUGCAAGGAGACUUACCAACCAUCUUAACAACGUAUUUGUUCACCAGUUCAAUCACUUCACUCAGACCCUCCCCCACUUCUUUAGGGCUUCCUUUCUUUCACUUCCUGGUCAUGACCAAAGCGCUACACUGGCUCAGCACUCUGUUGAGCUGUCACUGCCCAAGCACAACCCAUUGCAUCGAGAUUUACUCAGAUAUGCAAAACUAAUGGAGUGGCUGAAGAAUGCUCAGCGUGAGAAGUAUGAAGGGUUAACAGGGAAUUAUGUUGAUUAUAUUGCAAGAUUGUAUGAGCGGGAAAUUAAAGAUUUUUUUGAAGUUGCAAAGAUUAAAAUGACAGGCUCAACUAAAGAGGGCAAAAAGUUUGCCACGCUUCCUCGAAAAGAGAGUGCUGUGAAGCAAGAAACAGAGAGCCUGCAUGGGAGUUCAGGAAAGCUCACUGGCUCAACAUCCAGCCUCAACAAACUACCAAUCCAGGGUGGAGGAAGUCGCAGAUCUCAGUCAUCCUCAUUGCUGGAUAUGGGCAACAUGUCUGCCUCAGACCUUGAUGUGGCAGACAGAACCAAAUUUGACAAGAUCUUUGAACAAGUUCUAAGUGAGCUGGAGCCUCUUUGUCUGGCGGAACAGGAUUUCAUCAGCAAAUUCUUUAAACUACAGCAACAGCCCAGCAUGCCAGGAUCUACAGCUGCAGACGGAGAGGAAGCAGAUGGUGCAGUGCCAUCAAGGCAUGUAUCUGUUGGGGAAAGACAGCAGACUUCAACGUCGGACAAGGAUUUGGUUCGGCACAUGAUGAAUAAAGUAUUUCAUUGUAUUGAGGUCGAACUCAAUAAUCUGAUUGCCCUUGGUGACAAGAUUGACAGCUUUAACUCGUUGUACAUGUUGGUGAAAAUGAGUCACCACGUUUGGACUGCAGAGAAUGUAGAUCCAGGUUCCUACCUCAGCACCACACUUGGAAAUGUCUUGGUGACAGUCAAAAGGAACUUUGAUAAAUGCAUUUCAACUCAAAUUAAACAAAUGGAAGAGGUGAAGAUCUCAAAGAAGAGCAAGGUUGGCAUCCUUCCGUUUGUUACUGGUAUUGAGCAGUUUGCAGAGCUGGCCGAGACAAUCUUUAGAAACGCAGAGCGACGUGGAGAUUUGGACAAGGCCUAUGUGAAACUUAUCAGAGCGGUGUAUUUCAAUGUUGAGAAAGUUGCAAAUGAAAGCCAAAAGACACCCAGAGAUGUUGUGAUGAUGGAGAACUUCCAUCACAUCUUUUCAACUCUGUCCCGUCUGAAGAUCUCCUGCCUAGAGACUGAGAGGAAAGAAGCCAAAUACAAGUACACUGAUCACCUGCAGUCCUAUGUCAUUUACUCUCUGGGACAGCCUCUGGAGAAACUUAAUCAUUUCUUUGAGGGUGUUGAGGCUCGUGUAGCACAGGGAGUGAGAGAGGAAGAAGUGAGCUACCAACUGGCCUUUAACAAACAGGAGCUGCGCAAAGUUAUCAAGGAAUAUCCAGGGAAAGAGGUGAAGAAGGGGUUGGACAACCUCUACAAAAAAGUGGACAAGCACCUCUGUGAGGAGGAGAACCUGCUGCAGGUUGUGUGGCAUUCAAUGCAGGAUGAGUUCAUUCGGCAGUACAAGCACUUUGUUGGGUUAAUCGGUCGCUGUUAUCCUGGGUCUGGGAUAACAAUGGAUUUCACUAUUCAAGACAUUCUUGAAUAUUUCUCCAGCAUUGCCCAGUCUCAUUAAUUUGGAAUAAGGAACACAAGAUGUCUGCAAGAUACUGCUUGUUCGUGUGUGCUCUGGAUUGUGUGGAGAUAUAUAAACACUCCUUUCUCAAUUCAUGUGUUAAAUUAAAUAUGUAAAGGACUUUCUGUAUUUUCCUCAAGAAAAAAGGGGUGUUUAAUUUUAUAUUUUUACCAUUUGUAACCAAGACUGUUUAGUACAGUUUCUUUGCAGUGGCAUGUGUGUCUCUUCCAUUAAGGAAGGGAAGUUUGUACUAUGAUGUGAUGUUUGUUAUGGUAGAGGCGAGGUAUGUGUUUGUAGUUAACGCAGAGGGGGAAUACAUUGCCGCCAAUGCUGAUCAACAGGACACUGCUGAUAUACUCCCAGAUAAGCAUUCUUCAGUUGAAGAAUAAUGUUAUUUCUUGUGAAAGGUUGAUUGGCAUAAGCAUUAAUGUCUUUAACACUAUUAGUAUUAGCCUACUUAUUGCCACUAAUCUGUGAGGAUGUUUUGUAACAAUACUAAUUAUGUUUGCAUUUCAGCCAGUGAAUAUUAGUUUACAGUUUUAUCUAAAAGCAUUAAGUGGAACAUUCAGACAUGAAAUAAAGGCCAAGGGUUUGCUAAUAAAAUAAUAAAAUACAUACCUUAAAUAUAUAUUUCACAAACUAUGUUUCUCAUAGAAUGUUUGUUAUUUACUGGUUUCAGAUUUACUAAAAUAGUGAUUUGUACUUUAUUUUCUCUGUGUAGAAUAAUUAACAAUUUUUAUAAAUGUGUGCAGAAUUCUAACUGAUUACAAAAUAGUAUACACUAUAACAGGGGUCUGUAACCCUGGUCCUGUAGAGCCCAAGUCCUGCAGGUUUUAUAGGUGUCUAUGUCACCAGUGACUGAAGAUCUGGAAGACCUGUUCAUCUUGAAUAAUUAAACCAGUAAUUGGUUCAAGUAACUGAGAGCUCAGUUGAAACGAAAACCAGAAGACCCUGUAGAGCUUUCCUGGACCAGGCUGGAGACUCCUGCGUUAUAGGGAUUUUGUUUUGCACUUCAAUUAAUCUUUGCAAGAUGUUUGAAUACAUUAUGCACUGGCCAAAGUUGUUUAAAAACAUGUCUAGUUACAUUGUCCAUUGUGUCAAACCAGCUAGCUGCAAUUGAUGAGUAACUAACUACAGUUGAGUUUUGCAAAUAAGUUGUUUGCUUAUUUCAUUGUACACUAUUAUCAGUGUAAGGUACAUAUGUGCUCUUAUGAUCAUGCCAAAUAAUUAAUAAAAAUAUUUCUUUCUCAGUUUGAUAUGAUUUUGUCACUUUCAGAAUAGGUGCAUAAUUUUGGCUAUUCUGGUACAAAAUACUGUACAUGCAUAAAAUACAAAAGCUUUAGAGAUUGAUGGUAGUUCAGUUAUACAGUACUUGCUUAAUCGCCUAUUGCCUCCCACUCUCCCAACAUGUAAAAUAUGAACAAAACAAGUUAUCAGUUUGGUGAUGAAAUAUUGUACUUUUUAUAACGGCUUUAAAUAAAAGCACGUAAGUCACCAAAA
Molecule: messenger RNA, 4414 nt
Organism: Polyodon spathula (Mississippi paddlefish)
Lineage: Eukaryota; Metazoa; Chordata; Actinopteri; Acipenseriformes; Polyodontidae
Product: exocyst complex component 1-like
Exons: 21
Coding region: 146-2914 (922 amino acids)
Biological process (GO): exocytosis; Golgi to plasma membrane transport
Cellular component (GO): exocyst; plasma membrane
Molecular function (GO): phosphatidylinositol-4,5-bisphosphate binding
Source: RefSeq, a predicted model, not a curated record